Messenger RNA from Gymnodraco acuticeps, 2791 nucleotides. RefSeq names its product matrix metallopeptidase 9 (gene mmp9). Gene Ontology annotation, biological process: collagen catabolic process; extracellular matrix organization; proteolysis. Lineage: Eukaryota; Metazoa; Chordata; Actinopteri; Perciformes; Bathydraconidae. Gene Ontology annotation, molecular function: zinc ion binding; metalloendopeptidase activity. The transcript is spliced from 13 exons. Gene Ontology annotation, cellular component: extracellular matrix. The coding region runs from base 163 to 2223 and encodes 686 amino acids. The record is from RefSeq and is a predicted model, not a curated record.
CACAUAGCAGAGUCAACAAGCACCACCAGUCAGAAGAAAGACGGAAGCCAACACAGGAGACACACUGCUGAUCAACUUUUUAACUUUUUGUCUAAGUGAGCACUUGUUCACUGCAAGGCUCUUAGUGUUUUCAUUUUGCAGCAAUCUACAGCAGAUCUCAUCAUGAGGUGCUGUGCUUUAGCUGUGUGUUUAUUUUUGGGGAUAAGCAUACAGGAGGGAUGGAGCCUUCCCCUCAAGUCCGUCUUUGUCACAUUCCCAGGAGACAUCAUCAACAACAUGACUGAUUCGGAGUUGGCAGAAGGUUAUCUGAAGAAGUUUGGCUACAUGGACACGCUGACACGCAGUGGCUUCCAGUCCAUGGUGUCCACUUCCAAGGCUUUGAAGAGGAUGCAGAGGCAGAUGGGGAUGGAGGAGACUGGAGAGCUGGAUAAAUCCACCCUGGAAGCCAUGAAGCGGCCACGCUGCGGGGUUCCUGAUGUGGCCAACUACAACACAUUUGAAGGAGACCUCAAAUGGGACCAUAAAGAGGUCACCUAUAGGAUCCUUAGGUAUACCCCGGACAUGGCGACGUCUCUGGUUGACGACGCCUUUGCCAGAGCCUUCAAGGUGUGGAGUGAUGUGACCCCUCUGACUUUUACCCGCCUCUUUGAUGGGACAGCUGACAUCAUGAUUUCAUUUGGAAAAAUCGACCACGGAGACCCUUACCCAUUUGAUGGUAAGGAUGGACUUCUGGCCCACGCUUACCCCCCUGGUGAGGGUGUGCAGGGUGACGCCCACUUUGACGAUGAUGAGUACUGGACCCUGGGAGAAGGACCAGCUGUGAAGACUUUCUAUGGGAAUGCUGAUGGUGCCAUGUGCCACUUCCCUUUCACUUUCGAGGGCAAAUCCUACACCACAUGUACCUCUGAUGGGCGUUCGGACGACCUGCCAUGGUGCUCCACCACAGCCGACUACGGCAGAGACAAGAAAUUUGGCUUCUGCCCAAGUGAACUCCUGUACACAUUUGGAGGAAACGCAGACGGAGAAAAGUGUGUCUUCCCCUUUGUCUUUCUGGACAAAGAAUAUGACAGCUGUACCACAGAGGGCCGCGAUGAUGGCUAUCGCUGGUGUGCCACCACAAGCAACUUUGACACUGACGUGAAAUAUGGGUUCUGUCCCAGUCGUGAGACCGCUGUAAUUGGUGGAAAUUCUGAGGGAGAGUCCUGCCACUUCCCCUUUGUGUUCCUGGGUAAAGAGUAUGACUCCUGCACUAGUGAGGGACGAGGAGACGGCAAGUUGUGGUGCGGUACCACUGACAGCUAUGAUGACGACAAGAAAUGGGGUUUCUGUCCUGACAAAGGUUACAGUCUGUUCCUGGUGGCAGCCCAUGAGUUUGGUCAUGCCCUCGGCCUGGAACACUCCAACAUCAGAGAGGCUCUCAUGUACCCCAUGUACAGCUUCGUGGAAGACUUCUCCCUACAUGAGGAUGACAUUGAAGGCAUUCAAUAUCUCUAUGGACGCAAAGAUGGCCCUGAUCCCACUCCACCUCAACCCAACACCACCCCCACUACCGCCUACCCAGACCCUGAUGACACUGAUAAACCCACUGACCCCACCACCACCACUACCGCUACACCUGUGGAUCCAACCAAAGAUGCCUGCAAGAUGACCAAAUUCGACACCAUCACUGUGAUUAAUGGAGAGCUACACUUCUUCAAUGACGGACUAUACUGGAGGAUGUCCAGCGGGAGAGAUGGAGGGCUCAAGGGACCAUUUUCUAUUUCCGAGACGUGGCCCGCUCUGCCAGCAGUCAUCGACUCUGCGUUUGAAAACACUCUGGCCAGGAAACUGUACUUCUUCUCAGGGACACGAUUCUGGGUGUACACAGGGAAGAGUGUUCUGGGUCCCCGCAGCAUUGAGAAGCUUGGCCUCCCGAACACUGUUCAGAAGGUGGAGGGAGCACUGCAGAGGGGCAAAGGCAAAGUGCUGCUCUUCAGUGGGGAGAACUACUGGAGGCUUGAUGUGAAAGCCCAGAAAAUCGACAAAGGGUACCCCAGAUACACAGAUGCCGUCUUUGGUGGCGUCCCCAAUGAUGCUCAUGAUGUGUUCCAGUACAACGGACACAUGUACUUUUGCCGGGACCGCUUCUACUGGCGUAUGAACUCCCGCAGGCAGGUGGAUCGCGUUGGCUACGUGAAAUAUGACCUUCUCCAGUGCACAGAUGCUUCACGCACUCGCUACUGAGGAGAUGAAGGAAACAGGGAUGAGCUGGAAAUCGUCUUUAUUGUGGUAGCACCUACUUCUCUUGCCUGUGCAGGUGUCAGGGAGAAUGUGAUGCAGUAUAGCGUCUGUUGUAUGAUGUGUGUACUUUCGGGUAUGUAAAUAAUUGGCCACCAUUGACCUUGGCUAAUUCUAAAACAUACAGCAAUGGCCCAAAAAAGAGAAAAAAUUGUUUUUUUGGCACUGCCUUAUUAUCUUACUCAGAUAAUCUGUGAACUGGUUGGUUGACCCAUAACAACUAAAUUAAUGUUGAAGGUUAUCUGGAUUCCAGAUGUACUUAAUAAUUUCUUUAUGUCUGACAGGUUCAGACCAUAAACAGUAUUAGAAUAUGUUUGGUAUUUAUAGCAAUAUCUAAUAUGAUGUUUGUGUCCUAACGCUUGUUUGUUUUGUAUAAAUAUAUGUGAGUAUUUUUGAAAAUGGCUUCAAAGCCAAUUACUUGCACUGGAAGACAAUGUAUGUCUCCUUCACUGAAAUUAUUUAUGAGACUGAUAUGUUUUGUACUUUCAAGGCAAUAAACAUUCUGUGAGAAUAA